AUGUCGACGAUAAUUGACCUUGAUGCCUUGGAUGACCCAGAAGCGACUCAAGCAGACAUCCUUCGAAUCCUAAAACAGGGGUUGACCUCUGAAGCUGAUUCUGCCACAGCAGCGGCCAAGUUAGCUGAAAGCCUGCGGGGAUACAUUUUCUCUCAAUCAAAUGGAUCUCGAGGAUUCCUUGCUGACCUGCUUUGGGAUCUUUGGAUGACUCUGCUGCAUGUGGUCAAAAUUGUGCCUAUUGACCAUCCACGGCAUGAUGUCCUCAUUACGACUAUUGACAAGUUACGGUGUGAAGGCGGCCCAGUCGCAGGCCCUGAUGACAGUAAACAGUGGGCGGAUUUGCCAGAAUUCAGAAUAUGCCUUAUUUACGCAUGGGCUGACCCCUCGGACAUGAGCGAAUAUACUCCCGAAGACGUUAAGGCUUGGAAUCGCUUGAACUCAUUUGCUUCCCGCCUCCUCACCGACGACUUCAAGGACUGGAUUCAGUUUGCCUGGUGGGAGAUAGCUUCUGGCCUGGAGACUGCACCACAAGAUGCAGCUGAAUUUGAGUGGAAGCUGUGGGCGGCGACUGAAUGGCUGAUUCAAUGCGGGAACCUCCUGUUCAAGGACUUGACCUCCCCUGAGGAACUAGAUGCAGAGGUUCUGGCCACUGUCAAGCCUGGACCUUUAUGUGAGAACGUUCCUCCAAUGAGUCUCCAGCGAUGGGAGUUCUGGCAGUCGAGACUCGCGGAACUCAGCGGUGGCAAGUAUUCAGUGGAGGGCAGUGCUGAAGAUGCUGUUCUCGGUGCUUCAUCCCUUUCUCGCAUCGAUCAGGCCAUUGCUGCGAUGCGCGCACACGCGUCGAGCAGCAUUGCCCAAGGCGAAAUUUCCUGA
Messenger RNA from Penicilliopsis zonata CBS 506.65, 873 nucleotides. RefSeq lists its product as hypothetical. Bases 1 to 873 code for a protein of 290 amino acids. The transcript is spliced from 3 exons. Lineage: Eukaryota; Fungi; Ascomycota; Eurotiomycetes; Eurotiales; Aspergillaceae. The record is from RefSeq and is a predicted model, not a curated record.